UUUAAUUUGAUUUUUCUUUGUUCACCUUUUCUUUUCCCCACUCAUUUGCCCAAAAAAUUCCAAGCAAAAAUUGCACAAAAUUUCAUCCCAUAAAUUGCUCUAAAAUAUCUUCCUCUUCCUCAUCUUCACUGAAAUUCAACCCCACCCCUCACUUCUGCUUAACUUAUUCAGCAUAAAAAACCAAUCUUUUUCAACUUAUGCAGCAUAAAAAGGCAAUCUUGAUUAUACAUUUCUUAUAUAAAACUUAUUCAGCUUGUUCUAAUGUAAGUUUUUGCAUGUUUUACUAGUAUAAAUUCACUUUCUUUUUUGUCCAUAUGGGUGUAAUUAUACUUAGUUCCUCACCAAUUUGCUGCAAUAAUUUUAACUGUGUAUCUGUAACUGACACUAGACAAUCUACUAGUAGUAGUAAUGGGUGUUCAGUUAGAGGGAGAUUGAAUUUUUCCUCAUGUGGGGGUGUGAUAAAUUGUGAUAUAAUUAGGAAAAAAAAUGUGGGGUCUUCAAGAUUUGUGAUUUCCUCAUGUGGGGUUGUGAUGAAUUGUGAGAAAAUUAAGGGGGGAAAUGUGGGGUCUUCAAGAUUUUUGAUGAAAUGUUCAAAUGAUGUUGUGUUAGGUAAAGACUUGAACUUUUUAUCUGAGGGGUCUGUGAUGAAUUGUGAGAAAAUUAGGAAAAAGAAUGUGGGGUCUUCAAAAUUUGUGAUGAAAUGUUCCAAUGAUGUUGUGGUGAAUUGUGAGAAAAUUAGGAAAAAAGAUGUGGGGUCUUCAAGAUUUGUGAUGAAAUGUUCAAAUGAUGUUGUGUUGGAUAGGGACUUGAGUUUUUGCUCUUGUGUGUGUGUGGUGAAUUGUAAGGAAAUUAGGAAAAGAAAUGUGGGGUUUUCAAGAUUUGUGGUGAAAUGUUCAAAUGAUGUUGUGUUAGUGAAUGGUAAAUGUAGAAGUGGCAUAUCUGCUGAGGGAGUGUUGAGGGACUUGAGGUCGAUUUCGGAACCAACUGAAGCUUUAGCUUUGUUUAAAUCCGUAGCAGAGAUGCCUAUGGUUGUGCAUACUACGGAAAUUUGUAAUUACAUGUUGGAGUAUUUGAGGGUUCUUGAUAGGGUGAAUGAUAUGGCGGUAGUGUUUGAUUUGAUGCAAAAACAGAUAGUUUAUAGGAAUUUGGAUACUUAUUUGAUUAUAUUUAAGGGUCUUCAUAUAAGGGGAGGAAUACGUGAAGCUCCGUUUGCUCUUGAAAGGAUGAAGAAAGCAGGGUUCGUGUUGAAUGCUUACUCGUACAACGGGUUGAUACAUUUGAUUCUUCAAGCAGGGUUUUGGCAGGAAGGUUUAAAGGUUUAUAGGAGGAUGAUUUCGGAAAAGCUUAAGCCGAGCCUUAAAACAUACUCUGCGUUAAUGGUUGCGUGUGGUAAAAGAAGGGAUACUGAAACGGUCAUGAGAUUGUUAGGUGAGAUGGAUGGUUUGGGAUUAAGACCGAAUAUUUAUACUUAUACCAUUUGCAUUAGAGUGCUCGGAAGGGCUGGAAAGAUUGAUGAUGCUUGUGCUAUAUUAAAGAGAAUGGAUGAUGAAGGUUGUGCUCCGGAUGUUGUUACUUACACCGUCCUCAUUGAUUCUCUUUGCAUUGCUGGAAAGGUAGAUAUUGCUAAAGAAGUCUUUUUCAAGAUGAAAGCUGGGCGCCAUAAACCUGAUCGGGUGACUUACAUCACUUUGCUAGAUAGGCUUAGUGAUCGUAAGGACUUGGACUCCGUAAGGGACUUCUUGGACAGGAUGGAGGCUGAUGGUUAUAAGCCGGAUGUCGUCUCUUUUACCAUACUUGUUGAUGCUUUGUGCAAAGUAGGUAACAUCACUGAAGCAUUUUCUACAUUAGAUGUAAUGAAGGAAAAAGGGAUCUUACCGAAUCUUCAUACUUAUAAUUCAUUGAUCAGGGGCCUGCUAAGAAAGAACAAGGUUAAUGAAGCGUUGGAGCUGUUUGAUAGCAUGAAAUCUCUUGGAGUUGAGGUCACAGCUUACACGUAUAUCCUGUUUAUUGACUACUACGGGAAAUCUGGUGAGCCUGAUAAAGCACUUGAAACAUUUGAGAAGAUGAAAGCUCAUGGAAUCGUGCCUAACAUUGUAGCUUGCAAUGCAUCUUUGUACAGUAUAGCAGAAAUGGGAAGGCUUGGAGAGGCGAAAAGUAUAUUUGAUGGAAUUAAAGAGAGUGGAUAUGUUCCAAAUUCAAUCACCUACAACAUGAUGAUGAAAUGCUAUAGUAAUGCAGGGAAAAUUGAUGAAGCUAUUAAGUUACUCUCCGAGAUGCUAGAAAGUGGUUGUGAUCCUGAUGUGAUUGUAGUCAAUUCAUUGAUUGACAUACUUUAUAAGGAUGGUCGGGCUAGUGAAGCGUGGGCAAUGUUUUACAGAUUGAAGGAUAUGAAACUGACUCCUUCCGUUGUGACCUACAACACUUUACUGGCUGGAUUAGGUAAAGAAGGAAAGAUCCGAGAGGCCUAUGAGUUACUGGAUAGCAUGGCUCUUCACGGGUGUGCUCCAAACACAAUCACUUACAAUACACUUUUAGAUACUCUUUGCAAGAACGGUGAGGUUGCUACAGCCUUGACGUUGCUUUACCAAAUGACGGGACCAAAUUGCUUUCCGGAUGUUUUCAGUUAUAACACUGUAAUCUUUGGGUUGGCUAAAGAAAAAAGGGUAACCGAAGCAUUUUUGCUAUACCAUCAGAUGAAGAAGAAAAUGUAUCCCGACUGUGUAACAGUAUAUGGUCUUCUACCUAUUCUUGUGAAAGAUGGCUUAGUUGACGAUGCUGUUAAGAUUGUGGAUGGUUUUGUUAACCAGGCUUUGAAUAGGUCGGAUAGAUCCUUUUGGCUGCAACUGAUGGAAGGUAUUUUGGGUGAAGCUGAAAUAGAUCAUUCCAUUUCUUUUGCCGAAAAACUGGCAUCGUAUCGUAUUUGCAGAAAUGACUUAAUAAUAGUACCUGUUAUUAGAGUUCUUUGCAAGCAAAAGAAAGCCCUUGAUGCUCAUGAUCUUUUUGUAAAGUUCAAGAACAAAUUCGGAAUUCACCCAACACUAAGAUCAUAUUAUCCUUUGGUUGAAGGACUUCUGAAUGUUCAUCAUCUUAAAGAAUUGGCAUGGCAUCUUUUCAAGGAAAUGAAAAAUGCCGGUUGUGCUCCAGAUGUUUAUACCUAUAAUUUGUUUCUUGAUGAACUUGGAAAGUCCGGGAAGGUUGAUGAACUUUUUGAGUUGUAUGAGGAGAUGCUCCACAGAGGAUGUAAGCCGAUCGCAAUAACUUACAAUAUUCUCAUUUCGGGUUUGGUGAAGUCUAAUGAAGUAGAGAGAGCAAUAGAUUUUUACUAUGAUCUUGUUAGUUUAGGCUUUACACCUACGCCUUGUACAUAUGGUCCUCUCAUAAAUGGGCUUUUUAAGGUUAAAAAUUUCGACAAAGCAAAGGACCUUUUUGAUGAAAUGGUGGAAUAUGGAUGCAGACCUAAUUCUGCUAUCUACAACAUUCUCAUAAAUGGGUUCGGGAAAGCAGGUGAUCUGAAAUCCGCGUGUGAUCUCUUCAACAGAAUGAAUAAAGAAGGAGUUAGACCGGAUUUAAAGACGUACACCAUUCUUGUAGAUUGCCUAUGCUCUUCGGGGAAGGUGGACGAUGCUCUAAACUACUUUGAGGAACUGAAAUCAGCUGGUCUUGAUCCUGAUUUGAUUUCUUACAACCUUAUGAUCAACGGUCUUGGGAAGUCCCGUAAAAUGAAGGAAGCACUGUAUCUUCUUGAUGAGAUGAAAAGCAAAGGAAUCACCCCGAAUCUUUAUACCUAUAAUACCUUGAUACUCAAUCUUGGAAUUGCUGGAAUGUUGGAAGAGGCUGGAAAAAUGUAUGAAGAACUUCAGCAACAAGGUUUUGAACCUGACGUUUUUACAUAUAAUGCUCUUAUUAGAGGGUACAGCAAGUCCGGUGAUCCAGAUGGCGCGUAUGCCAUUUAUGAGAAGAUGAUGGUCGGGGGUUGUAGCCCGAAUGGUGGGACUUUUGCACAGCUACCUAAUUAACGCCAGACUUUUUACGUUCUUCAAGUGAAGCUUUGUGAGAACCAGUUUCUACACUCUGCCUUGUGGCUGCUAAGGGAUUGCUUCUGCUGAUUGGAGGUUUACUUACUAUUUGAAGCUCUUAGAUGUGUCUGCAAGGUUGUUCUUCAGGUGCGGCAACCUCGAUGGCUUCGGAUUUCAUUUGUAAAUGCCAAAAUGUUGUCUAUAUAUAGUGUUAAUAUUUGGUGGUUGUAGGUUUAUACCUGUGCCUAACUGUAGAUAAGCAAGCAAAAUGUUGAGGCAAAACUCUUUCUAAAGUUUUGAUUUGUUAUUCAAUUUGCCAAGAAAUGUAGAGGUCUCCUUACAUUGUGUUA
Messenger RNA from Capsicum annuum, 4366 nucleotides. Its product is annotated as pentatricopeptide repeat-containing protein At4g31850, chloroplastic. Gene Ontology annotation, molecular function: protein binding. The transcript has 2 exons. NCBI's taxonomy places the organism in Eukaryota, Viridiplantae, Streptophyta, Magnoliopsida, Solanales, Solanaceae. Bases 315 to 4016 code for a protein of 1233 amino acids. The record is from RefSeq and is a predicted model, not a curated record.